CAGUUAAAACACUAAUAUAUAGUAAUCAUAUGUGGGAAGCAACGCCUUAUUGACUGAGGUGUGUGGACAUGUUGUAGUGCGGAGACCGAACAUACAGAAAGCCACAUGGACGACAUUUUGGUGAUGGUGGACAAUGUCUGUUACGUCGGGUUUCUGGAAAAGGAAGAAGAAGAUCUUGGACAAGUACAAGGAACAUCCGAGCUUUGGGGCAAGCCUUCAGAUUCAGCCGGUCAGAAAAAAAUAGACAUCACAGACUACCAGCGCAACAUAGGCCCUGACACAAUCACCAUGACUGUACAGGUGUGUGUUUGUAUAAAACGAAUCAAAUUUAAUCCAAUGAAGGAAAUCAAGCUCAGCAUCAAUGCCCGCCAAGUCUCCUCAAUAUGUAUAAAAUGUCCACAUAUCGUUGAGAUGCUGAAACAAUAAAACGAAACUACUAAU
Haliotis rubra (blacklip abalone) is the source of this 441-nucleotide messenger RNA. RefSeq lists its product as uncharacterized. The record is from RefSeq and is a predicted model, not a curated record. The transcript is spliced from 4 exons. Lineage: Eukaryota; Metazoa; Mollusca; Gastropoda; Lepetellida; Haliotidae. The coding region runs from base 106 to 426 and encodes 106 amino acids.